Messenger RNA from Cydia strobilella, 927 nucleotides. It is a transcript of the gene GSTo1, whose product is annotated as pyrimidodiazepine synthase-like. The coding region runs from base 109 to 873 and encodes 254 amino acids. Gene Ontology annotation, biological process: glutathione metabolic process. Gene Ontology annotation, cellular component: cytoplasm. Gene Ontology annotation, molecular function: glutathione transferase activity; glutathione dehydrogenase (ascorbate) activity. The record is from RefSeq and is a predicted model, not a curated record. NCBI's taxonomy places the organism in Eukaryota, Metazoa, Arthropoda, Insecta, Lepidoptera, Tortricidae. The transcript is spliced from 6 exons.
AAAGCGCCCGGUAACCAUACGGUAACCCUUCACUUAGUUCACUUCAGUUUUGUGCGGCGAAUACUGUGGAUCUCAGAUCACUAUUCAUUGGAUUAUCAUUCACCAAAGAUGUCUGAAAAACAUUUAAAAGCUGGUGACCCUCUCCCUCCAUACAAUGGAAAGCUCCGUCUGUUUGCCAUGAGGUUCUGUCCGUACGCUGAGCGCAGUGUGCUAGUCCUCAAUGCCAAGAACCUCCAGCAUGAUCUGGUCUUCAUCAACCUGGACAGCAAGCCCGAAUGGCUCUUUGAGUUCAACCCAAAAGGUUCAGUGCCAGCAUUGGAAUACGAGCAAGGCAAAGCCAUUUUCGACAGUGCUAUCAUCAACACCUACCUGGAUGAGAAGUAUCCGGAAGUUCCACUGCAGGCUACGGACCCACUCCGCAGAGCUCAAGACAAAGUGUUUGUGGAACUGUUCUUGGGGGCACACUCAUCCUUCUACGUGGCUGCAUUCAACCCAGACGGUUUUCAGCCUUCCCACUUAGAAGCGUACAGCAAAGGCCUGGAACGCCUGGAGAAGGAACUAGAAGGCCGCGGCACCAAGUUCCUGCACAGCAAUGAGCCGGGGCUGGUUGACUACACCAUUUGGCCGCAUCUGGAACGGUUCGAGUCUCUGCCGCUCCUUGGGAAGGCUGACAUGGCUAUUGACAACACUAAGUAUCCGCGUGUGGCAAGCUACUUGGAGGCGAUGAAGCAAGUGCCAGCCGUGAAGCAAUACUACCUGUCUGCCGAGACUCACGCCAAGUUCGUCGAGUCCAAGACCAAGGGCGAGGCCAACUACAACAUGCUCGACACCAGCGAUGUGUGCUGCAUGCGUCCUAGGAAGAAGAAGCAGUAAAACAUACGUAUUCUAAUGUAUCAAUCCUGGCUACUAAGAUUAUAGUCUAGAAAU